CACCCCCAUCUUCGCGAUGGCGCCCCAUAUGCUUGAAACCGCCACUGCCUCCCGGUACCGUCAAACGAAGGUGCAACGCCACAAGGCUCCGCUACCGGGAUAAUCGAUAAUCGGGUACAUUCGGAUCAACCGUACCGUCAGUUCGACCCUGCCCCGUUUCUUUGCGCCCAGGAGGCCUGAAGGCGGAAACGAGCAACGUAAACUCUUGGUAUCCUUGAAGAAAACAGCUUGGAUAGCACAAGGCCGUAUUAGCAUGAGCGUAGCAGAGCCCUUCCCUGCCAUUGAUGGUUCUCACGGCUUCACUUUUACGUAUGAAGAACCGCAGAGCAACGUUCGCUCCCUGCAUCGAAAGGCGGAGAAACGGGAAGCAUUUCCGCCGUUUGGAUAUGACCCGUACAAAGAUCCCGCUGUUUUGCGUUGGCUUGCCCGUCCGGGUGUGCAGAAGCUUGCGGUAGCCACGCCCAGGUUAUGCUCAUCAUGUGCAAAGGCCAUGACAUCGCGUUGCGUCCAGUGCAAUGCACUGUUUCAUGCCGAUUGCAGAGUUCCCAACAGUUUGAUGCCCACAUUGGCAUCAGUUCUCAUUCUGCACCACGGUCUGUCUGUGGCCACGCUGGACAUAUUGAAGUCUCUCUUGAUGUCCAGCGGGGCGGUCAUCGCCGUAGACGCCCUGGACUUGGACAGCACGGAACUCACAUCGGAUGCAUUGGAGACACGGACGGCGGUACUCCUUGUGGGACAGCUUCUGGAGCCGUUCCGGCGUCGAAAGAAGCCGACGAAUGGCAAACAACGAGCGGCUUGGCAAGCUGUCCUACAUCGGGCCAUCGCCCACGAACGCAUUGGACUGGUCUGCACGCCAGACAACUUCCCCAGCGCAUUCAAACCCGUCGGAAUGCAAGAGGCGUCUGCCCCCGGCUGGGGCGCUGCAUCAAAAGUCUCUGCGUCGACGUCAACAGCGGCUAGUCAGUCACGCCCCCACCCUAUCCUUCAGAACGUACGGCGAAUCGGUACCGAAAACUACGUGUUUUUCGCAAAGGGCACUGCCGCCAAAGGCUCGCGUGUCAUCGCCCGAUGGGGAACGGGUGUCCCGCUCGCGGCAGUGAAUGAGAACGUUGUCUCGCUGAAUAUGAUCGCGACGCCGAGAGUUGAGAUUGAUGGGAAGUGGCAUGCGUAUUGGGACCCGGCUGAAUCGGAUGCUGGCGGUUUGGUUGUGAAUGCGCUGAGAUAUGCGGCGGCUGCGGCGGUGGUGAAGGGGUAUAGUGCGCUGUGUGAUGGGUGCCUUGAGGAGGCUUUGAAGGCUGCGUCGGCAAGCGAGGGGGAUGGGCAGACUACAGCUGCUGAAGUGCAACCGCACCGUGAGCCGCACCAGCAUUUCAGAACGGUCAAGGAACAUGUUGCGGAACUUGAGGAUCGGGAAGAUAUGGAUUUCAUGCGGUUACGCAACCGGUUCCGGACAAAGUACUGGAAAGAAUUCGCCCAAACCGCCUCCCUCCCCAUCCACGUCCCCACCCACGCUCACAAAACACACAUCUGCGCGUUCAGCAAAGCUGAGACUGUGGACCGAUAUCAGCGGCUUGUCUCUACGCCCCACAGGGCCGCUGAACACGGUGGUCUUGCGACGACGGGACCGGACGAGGAAGCUGGAACUGAUAGGCGGCGGAACCGCAGGACGAGAGUGAGGUCCGCGCCGCAUGUUACGAUGAAAAGUAGAGGUCAGGGGUGGUUGCCUGUCAUCAGUACCGACACGGCGGACAGGUUGAGGGAGGAGCGGAAGGCGGCGGAAUCAGUUCACUACGAUCGCGAGAAACCGACGUUCAUGGUCCUCCCCGCCAAUCUCUACGGUCCACAUCACUACUUUGAAACACCCCGACCGAAGACGCAAGGGUCAUUUGAGAAACCCUCACCGACGGAACAUACCAAAAUUCCCUAUCUCCCAUCAACCCCACUACACCUGCCCACCCGCCCCCGUAAACCCCGCGUCACGCUAACGACCACAUCCAUCCCGCAAAUCCCCACAACGCCUAUCCCGCAGCCACAGCAUCGCAAGCAUCCAUCCCGACGUCUGAUGCGACAACCAGCCAGAACAUCCUUCCCCGCCGCGAGUCAGGAGACGGGGGAAAGUCCUGUGAAAAGGGCCAGACCUGAGGGUGCGGGGAAAGGCGCAAGGCAGCCGGUGGUUUCGGAGACGAGGCGGGAUGAAGAUGAUGAGGACGAAGGCGGGGAUGGGGAUGAUACGGAUAGUUUUGGAGGGUUUGAGGAGGAUGGGGAGGAGGCGGAGGAGAGUGUUGGUGUAGAUGUGACGAUGGAGGAAGGCGAGGUUGGUGAAAGGAAGGAGGAAGGCGAAUUGGAAAGGCAGGUUGUGAAAGAGGCGGACUCGACGCCAGCGAUAUCGACAAACCGGACGACAUCGGAAAGACCGGUCUUGAGGACAUCCGCGACGAAGGAGAAGAAUUCGGCGAAAUCGAAACCUACCCUCGCUCACGUCAAUCGCCAGCCACCAACAAAACCACCAAAUGUUGACGCGAGUAAGGUGAAGACGAGCAUCCCCAUACCUCCAGCGAAGACAUAUCUUGCCAAAGUCUCUACAACGAUAAAACCGCCCAGAAAGCCUGUUAUGAUGAACAGCAAAGCGAAGCCAUCGACAGGUGGUCGGGUGAAGCCUUCGAGAGUGUUUACCCAGCCGACGCCGUCGAAACCCAGCACCACCACCGCCACAACGAAAUCAGCACACAUCGUAACGCAACGGAAUCCACCACCGGAACAGGAGGAUGUGACGCGUCCCGUCCAGGAUGCUUUGUCUCGGCACCCCUUACUUAAUAACAAUAACGGACAUGCAUCAUCGCGCGUACCACAUAUCAACGACAUCUCACGACCGUUGAUCAGCAAGCAACCUGUGGGGUGGCGGGAAGCGACAUUGCAGCUGUAUGAGCGGCAUGGCGGUGAGGAGGGGGAGGAGGAGUGGUGGUGGUGAUGUGCGAGUUCCCUCUCAAAGGGAGUGUUUUUGGGACGACACUGGACAGAGCUUAGGAGGGCAUGGGAGAGCACAUGGAAAGGGACAUGGUUAGAGUUAGCACACUAGGGUUAGACGGUAUUGGGUAGGGAACUCGUCUUACCGUACAACCCUAACACGUAAUCUCAGUGUCAAACAGGCUCAAAUGAGUGGAGCUAUUUGGGGUUACACCAGGGCGUUUCGGCGCGUCUUGUCCCGUGUUUCAGGGCGGGAACGUUAACUUGGCACUAAUUGAAAGCAUCAUGAUUCA
Molecule: messenger RNA, 3257 nt
Organism: Fimicolochytrium jonesii
Lineage: Eukaryota; Fungi; Chytridiomycota; Chytridiomycetes; Spizellomycetales; Powellomycetaceae
Exons: 6
Coding region: 254-2968 (904 amino acids)
Source: RefSeq, a predicted model, not a curated record